This is a messenger RNA of Eimeria acervulina, 4905 nucleotides long. RefSeq lists its product as hypothetical. NCBI's taxonomy places the organism in Eukaryota, Apicomplexa, Conoidasida, Eucoccidiorida, Eimeriidae. The record is from RefSeq and is a predicted model, not a curated record. The transcript has 5 exons. Bases 1 to 4905 code for a protein of 1634 amino acids.
AUGGGGGGCAGGCCCAAGCCCAGCGAAGGCUAUGGGCUCUGUUGGAAGCCGGGGAGGUCCCCCGCUUUUAUCGUGGCCUGUGUUGAAGAACGGGCUGUGCGGAAAGGCAUCCGAGUCUUCAGUCCCCCUCCCGUUUGUCUCUGGUUUAUUUUGUUGCUCUUACUGUCAGUGCUGGAGGAAUUACGUCCUGCCGCUGCUUUUUCUCUGAAGGGGCCCCUCUACACCACAGCCAUUCCCUCGCGUCCCAGUUGCGGUGGCCCCAGAUGCCUGACUGUGUGCCCACAAGGCAACAGCCGCCAGGGGCUGGCACACGAACGAUGCGCCUCUCGGCUGCUGCAUCAGAGUAUAACUAGGAAAGGGUGUCCUUCAGGGAGAGACGGAGGAGGCAUGAAUACACCCGAAGGCGCCACUCAAGGGGAUCUCCGCCGUCGCCUUCCGGCCUCUGCUGCUGCAGCCGAAGGCCCUGAGCGCGCAUUGGACAGACAGCCCAGCGAGUCUCACAACCCAGCGAGCCCUUCGAGGGCUGAGGUUCAGUCGUUCUUCUCCUUUCUGUUGGCAUCCAUCUCUCUCUCGCAGCAGCAGCGACAGCAGCAGCAGCGGGCCCUGCCAAGUCUCUCAGAAGCUGUGGAUGGCGUCUUGUUCCUGGCGGCAUGUGCGGUGUCUCCCCACUGGGUCUUAAGUGUUUCACCUUCAGGACAGAGGCCAGCUGGGAUGCAUCAAGGAUACCCAGGGGCUGCGAGCGGAAGGAGCAGCGCACAGCAGCAACAGCAGCAUGACUGGCUGCUGCUGUGCAGCCCCUCUCCUAAUGCACAUCCGCCCGAAACCUUGCCUGUGCGGGCCGUCUCUGCAUUCAUCAUUUCCCUGCGACAACUGCUCCCCAGAUUGCCACAGUCCGCUAUUACGCGACUUAUUGCUCCUCUUUUUGCCCUGGGUCGUUCAAUAGGUUUGGGGCCUCAUGCCCCUGAAGAGGUGCCUGAAGACGUGCGAGCUUUGGCAGAGGCUUUGCGGCUUCUGCUGCAUGGGGUGCUGCAGCGAGCUACAGCAGAGGCCCCAACGCUGCCUCCUGCGGAUACGGUGCAGAGAGUUUCGACUGUCUGCAGCGCACUGACUGACUGGAACAAAAGACUCUCCUCCACUCAUGCUAGCAGGUUGGUGCCGUUGCUACUGUUGGGAGCUCCUCGCAACGUAGAGGGCUUUAUCCAGGAGGAAGACCUCUUUGAUGUACCGACCUCGGGGGACCCUGGCGGCCCCGCGGCUGCUGCACUCGCUGUGGCACUGCACCGUAGCGGGGCCCCUUUGCUGCCUUGGGAUAUCUUGCAGGCGACCACCAGCAUGAUAGAAGCCUCUGCGGCAGCAGCAUGCCACAGGCUUCAAGGCGUUGGUGCAUCUACUCAGCGCAUGCAGGGAAUUGUCGAGGCCCCUGUCCGCCUGCACCAGCGGAGAGACGGCUCACAAGAGGCCCUUCCACAGCAGCAGCAGGAGCAGCACCCAUUGAAAAGCGGGGCGUUGCUACCAAUGAAAACAGCUGCUGAAGAGCUGCGACAGCUGGUGACAGCGAGGUCCUCCUGGUUGCCUGUAUAUUACCUGUUGAUGCGUUUAAGUGGGGGUAUUUGGCUGCCGGCAGUGCAGCAGCUGGCGGAAGCUGCCGCUGCUCAAGGGACUCGUUUGAUAGAGCUCUUCAUCUCUCAGCAACAAAAGCAGCGAGGCCACGGGGAAGCCGAAGAGACGCCAACUGCUGCCUGGGCUGCCGUCGGGCGGAUGCUGCACGUGGAGAUGCAGCAACUCUCUAUUUCGUUGGCACGGCUCCACUCCCUUAGGCCGCUGAGAGGCAUGGGACAUUUCGCUGCUGCUGCAGUGGCGUUCGAUCGAUUCCUUCACGAGCAGCAUGUGUCGUCCUCACCAGGUAGAGGGCUACCGGCAGCAGCAGGAACUUCCGGUGAAGCUGGUUUGGCGCCUUUGAAGCCCCUGCUUCACACCUGCGAGCCCCCGCGGGACCUGAAGGAGGCCGAGAAGAGAAUCCGCUUCUUCUGUUCGCUUGUCACCCUUGGGGCUACGGAUCCUUCUUUGGUCCCAGGUGUUGCUGCCUGCCUUCCCUCAGACGCCCAAAUCAACUCCUUGGCUGUUACAAGCACCCAGCAGCCGACGCCGAAACAGCAGCUCAGCAACUCUCGAGGAGCAGCAGCGGCAACGUGCGCGCAGCAUCUUCCCCUCAAGCUGCUUCAGCGCCUGUUAUUUGCAUGCAGUUGGAUCGGCGAGUGGCCCCUGGUAGUCAUGGGCCUCAAGCUCCUCCGUCACCGUCUCGACACGCUUACGCUGCAGCGCCUGCUGGGUGCCAGCACGGCUGCAUCCAGCGGUGCAGGGAGCAGGAACACUGAGCAAGCUUCAAGCAAAGGAGCAGCAGAAGACGAUGCCGACGAAAGGCACACCGCUGAACUUGUGGGGAAGACGCUGGCACUGCUGCAGAAAAACUCGAGCGCGAAGUGGCGCGUGCUCAAAGGCGGAAGACUCUCUCGGUUUUCUGCCUUGGCCUCUUCACCUCGUUCUCAAGGAGAAGCCACGCAGCUUCAGGAUGCCCUGUGCAGCCUCGCCUCAGCAGCUACUCUAUGGGCAGCAGUCAGCGGCUUCGAAGGGCAACGACCUGAGGACAUCGCUCUUCUUACCUUUUCCCUGAUACCCUUUUGGAUCCAGGAGACUUCUGAAGGGGCUGCUCCAGUGCACACGCAGCAGCAGAUCCAAACGAUCCGUGCUGCGGCAGCAGUGGCUGCUGCUGCCACCGCCGAAGGUGACAAGGACAAACAAGCGCUGCAGCAGCAGCACCGUCAACGUCUGCAGGAAAGACUGAAUAUCGCAGCGUUGAUUGGGAGCUUGAAAGGAUUUCACACGUUCUCUUCGGCUUCGGGCAUAUCUACAGCCCGAUAUGUGGACUCCUCAGCUGUGGAAUUUUAUCUGUCAGAGUUGCGCGAAAAGAGGAGUCCUGGCUUCACAGCGUGGCCGUCCCCCCUUCUGUUUCUCUUGGCAUACAACAUCCUCCGUCUCCGCCGCAGCAAGGGAAAGGAUACUUUCCGAGGGUCCUCCGACGCAACCACAAACACAGCAACAGCAUCGCCAGAUGCAGUUCCGGUUCCGGGGCGCUUGAUUGGCGCUGCUGGUGUAGCCCAACAGCAGCCACAGCAACUCAGCAGCGAAGCUGAGGCAGCGGCUGCCCAGCUGCUGCUUGGCGUGGUCGCUGCGAUUGAAGAAAGCGUAUCAUUUCCGGAUGCAGUCAACGCUUGGUACCGUGAGGGGGGCCCUGGGGGCCCUGCUGGCGGCUCUGCUAAGAAGGCAACUUCCCCUGGAAAUACGGCUCAGCCGUGGACUGCUGCUUCAGUUGCAGCGACUCCCGAGGGUACGCUUGCACCGGGGCAAGGUGAAAUUCGUCGGGCCGGAAUGCGAGAGGUGGGAUCCUUCUUAUGGGCUUUGAAUCGCGCCGAAGGGGGCCUGGGCGCCCCUGAAGCCAAGGAUACCGCUGCUUUGCUCUCUGCUGCUGCUGUCGCUGCAUCGGAAACGCCGCCGUCGCCCUUCGGGAACAUUGAGCGGCACGCGAAAGUGUUAAAUCUGCAGCAAGCAGCACGCCUUGCAGCCCACAACAUCAGGCGGCCUGGUGGCUUUGCUGAUAAGCUGGCGCUGUACUGUGAGGCGGCGAUACGAGCAGCUAAUGACUGUCUCCUCCAACCCGGAGGGCUACUACGAACAUCUACGGCGUGCCCAUCGGAUACGGGGAAGGGCACGCAACCGAGAUCUUUUGGCGCGCUUGCUGCUGCUGCUGCUUCUGGGGUAAAUGCAGUAGCUGCAAGCGGAGAGGCACUCGGGGGGGACUACCGCCCUCAAACUGUCCUAGCUAGUCUGAGGAAGUAUUGUGUGAAUAUCCCUACAAUCUGCAAAUCCCCUAUGUCGUUGCGGCGGCAGGAAAGACCCCCUAUGAGUUGGGUCUCUACUGCUGGCGUGUCCCUCGGGCUAUUGCUCAACUUCUUCUCCUCCUGCAGGACGGAGGCACGUUUCCAUAUCUUGUCUGGAAUCAUGCAUGCCCCACUUUUAGCAGCGGAAUGUGGGCUGCUACAACUGUUUCAUUUGCUGCGGCCGCUGGCUGCUACCGCCCGCACAGGCCUAGCUGAGUCAGAAGUGCUCGAUUCUGAAAAAGGGGAUCUGGAUCAUUUCGACGAUUCUCUUCGAUCUGCAGCAGGCGCCUGCGACCCAUCGACGCUGCAUUCACCAACGGCUGUGCAGCAGCUGGCUGACCCGACCAAUAGCAGCUGCGGUAGUAGCAUGCUGCGUUUACUGCAAGGCGCUGGCGCGUUCCUCUUCGCUGUGGCUGCGGCACUGCUACGGCACGCCCAAAGCAUUUCAGCCCUUCCGUCAGACUCGCCGAGAACUGCAGCACAACUGCAGCUGCUGCUUUUAGCGUCUAGCGAUUUCGCAACUCUGCUGCACGCACACUGCAGCUUCACAGCAGCAGGAGCAGCAGCGACCCAAGAGAAGGCCCAAGGGGCAGGCAAUUUUCCGAAGAUCUCUGUGGUGACAGCGUCUGCGGAAUUUCGGUGUGUGCUACAGGAGCUGCUUUCGAUAUUCAGCAGCCUUGUAGUUCGCCAUGCGCCGCAGAUUCGCGAAUCUUUAGCGCUGCUAGCUGCAGCAGCAGAAGCCCUUAGCCUUUGCGGAAGAUAUGUUCCCCUUCCCUCGGGCUCGAAGAAGGCUCUCGAGGCCUUCGCGUCUGCUGCCAUAGCAGCCCUCCGUCAGCCAACUCCCUACCAGGCAGGCCAGCGGGGGGCCCCCGGGACACCGUCCUCUCAGGUACAGCGAGGCGGCGGCGCUGAGGAACUCAGGAGGCUCGCCACAGCCUUGGAGGCACUCAAAUUUGUUCAACUGAAGUAA